Messenger RNA from Eurypyga helias (sunbittern), 817 nucleotides. It is a transcript of the gene ESCO2, whose product is annotated as establishment of sister chromatid cohesion N-acetyltransferase 2. Gene Ontology annotation, cellular component: nucleus; chromatin. The annotation marks the transcript as partial. Gene Ontology annotation, biological process: mitotic sister chromatid cohesion. The transcript has 6 exons. Gene Ontology annotation, molecular function: protein-lysine-acetyltransferase activity. The record is from RefSeq and is a predicted model, not a curated record. Lineage: Eukaryota; Metazoa; Chordata; Aves; Eurypygiformes; Eurypygidae.
GAUGCAGGCUACGCUGGAUGAACUGCCUUCUGCGCUGGGGUCCAGCCCGCCUGCAAAGACAUCUCACGCCUCGCAGAAAAGCAAGAAGGCAAAAGAGCUCUGCAAGCGCUCCGGAGAUCAGAUGAUCAUUGAUGCCGGUCAGAAGCAUUUUGGUGCCAUCGUUUGCAAGUCGUGCGGCAUGAUCUACACGGCUGCGAGCCCGGAGGAUGAAGCCCAGCACAUCCAGCACCACGAGCGAUUCCUGGAGGGGCUCAGAUACAUGGGUUGGAAGAAAGAACGAGUUGUGGCAGAGUUCUGGGAUGGGAAAAUUGUAUUGAUUCUUCCAAAUGACCCAAAAUACGCCGUCAAGAAGGCAGAAGACGUGCGAGAAAUUGUAGAUAAUGAAUUGGGAUUUAAGCAAGUUUCUUUGAGCUGCCCAGCCAAGACUAAAAUAUACCUCUUUGUGUCCAACGAGAAGAUGAUUGUUGGGUGCUUAGUGGCUGAAUCGAUCAAGCAGGCUUUCCGGGUGCUGUCUGAGCCAGGAACCGCACCGGCCCUCAGCCAGGACCCCCUGCAGCAGCACCGGGCCUGGCGCUGCUCCACAGAGCCGGAGCCCGCCAUCUGCGGCGUCAGCAGGAUCUGGGUGUUCGGCCCAAGGCGCAGGAAGGGCAUUGCCCGGCGCAUGGUGGACGUGGUCAGGAGCACCUUCAUGUACGGCUGCUACCUGAGCACCGAGGAGCUCGCCUUCUCCGACCCGACGCCGGACGGCAAGCUCUUCGCCUCCAAAUACUGCCAAACCCCCAGCUUCCUCGUUUACAAUUUUGUUUAUAGCAACUGA